AUGAGCACGGCGUACCCCUCGCUCCCGCCCUCGUUCCUCCACCCGCACCAAUCGCACCACUCCUACUCGCACUACCAACCCUCCUUCUCCCACUCUCACUCGCACUCGGCCAGUAUCACCUCCCCCUCGUCUUCCUCGGUCGAACCGGUCACACCGGAAUUGGCGUCCCUUUCGGGUCUCCACUCCAGCAAUGAUCGUCGCAUCAGUAACGCUUCCAACGGCAGCAACGAGGAUGUCAUCGAGUGCAAAUGGGCCGAUUGCGAGGACACCUUCUCCACCCCGGACAAGCUGUACGAUCAUCUUUGCAACACGCACGUCGGGCGGAAGAGUACGGGAAAUCUCAACCUGACGUGUGGGUGGGAGGGAUGCGGGACCAAGUGUGUCAAGAGGGACCACAUUACCAGUCAUCUUCGAGUGCACACGCCACUCAAGCCCCACCCAUGCUCGGUCUGUGGCAAAACCUUCAAGCGCCCUCAGGAUCUCAAGAAGCACGAGCGUAUCCAUACGCAGGAGCACCACGCUCUUCACAAACUCUCCAAGGCGGCCACCUCGUCCGAUCCAGUCUUCAACCAGCGAGUCGGACCGGUUACUACCUCACAGCCCUCCGCACCGGUACCCCAGGAGCGUACCCGAGUCAUCGAGCACACCAAAUCCGCUUCUCCCACUCCUACCGCCCUCGCUCUACUUCACAAGAAGCAGCACGAGGAGCUUGCCGCUUUCCAGCAGCGCGAGAUGGCAAUGCUUCAGCAACUUGCCUACCAGCAGCAGCAGACCCAAGCGUAUGCCGCUCAGUUCGCCCAGGACAGCGUGCCGAAGGGGUCGAAGCGGGGGACGGACGAUGCGUUUGGUGAUCUUUGGUCGGAUAUGAAGAAGAGGAAGGUUGAGCCGGUGUACAAUGGCGAUAUGAUCUCCCGCCUGAAUGGCAUGGUCCCUCCCUCUUACCCUCAAUCCUCCAGCCUGCCGAACCACUUCUCGGCACCCUCCCAAGGCGUCCACAACCCCUACACCCAAUACUCUAGCUUUGGCGGCAACACCACCAAUUUCAACUCUGCGCCGGUCAUGUCUUCCAACCCCGGCGGCGGUGGCGGAUCCGACCUCGACUCUCUUCCCUUCCCCGAGAUCAAGUCGGACGACGACUUGGCCAUGUUCAACCAAUUCAUGAUCUCCCUCGGACGCGACGCCGCUAUUGGCCCUCCUAUGCCGCAAUACAACAACGUCCCCAUGACGCACACCGGUUCAUUCACCUCGGGCUUCUCUGGAAGCUCCAUCAGCAGCGACUCGCCCCUGUCUGAUCAAUCGCCCAUCGAGGACCUCUUCAACCCGGAAGAGCUCGCCUCGUUGGGACUGGCAGGUAUGCCCGGCAUCCCCAUGCUUCCUCCCGCGGCGCUCGGCCAGAACAUCUCGUUCGGCAACAUGUACCCCUCGCUCGACGCCACCCGGUCUCGCGCAUCCUCCAACCCCGACUUGGCAAUGAACGACUUUACCAAGCGUGCCAUUGCCGGUCUCCCUCGGAAUCACUCGGUAUCUACCACUCCUCCCAACUACAACCAGCAACAGGCCCGGAUGCCCCGGUACGACCUCAAUGUCCCGAGCUACCCCGAGCUCCCUAUGGGCGCGGCGUUCCGGACGACGGGGACGGACUUUGACUUUGAGUCCCUCGUUCGCUCCAAGCCGGCCAUGGGCGCCACCAUCCAGCCACGGGACUACCACAAGAAGACGUACCGCCACGUCGCGCCACUCGGAGCGGCCGUCUCGUCGCGCGGUAUCAACCGGAUCAACGAGUCGUCUCUCCGCACCGAGCUGGACCUCGAGGCGGACCAUGACUCGCAGUACGGCGAUGGCGAUCUUGGGGAAGAGGAUGAUGACGAGGGAUCGGCCAUGGCGGAAUCGCCCGAACAAAUGGCGACGCCCAAAAUAUCCAUCCGGUCACUCCUUACGGCCGAUGAUCUCCCUGACGGACCCAAUCUCGUCCUCCCCCGUAUUCACUCCCCGCACGACGACGACGCCGAGCACCACGAGCACCUCCCCUCGGUGCGCGAUAUUGAGGGGUACCGCCCGCCCGUCAAGCGCCACACGGAGGAUGAUAUGGUGCGCGCCGUCAAGCGGCUGGAGCUGGAUGGGCCGAGUAGACGGGGGUCGGUCGAGGCCGCUGCGGCUGCGGCGCUGGGGCUGGGGCACGAGGACGAGGAGGUGCAGAGGAGGCGGAAGCACGCUGCGCUGAUUAGGGCGUGGCUUGUGGCUGUUAAUUUGGAUUAUAGGACCAAGCGGAUGGAGAGGAGGAUGGCGGAGGUGGAGGUUGGGGCGUAA
This is a messenger RNA of Dioszegia hungarica, 2307 nucleotides long. RefSeq names its product putative transcription factor PacC. The transcript has 4 exons. Bases 1 to 2307 code for a protein of 768 amino acids. Gene Ontology annotation, molecular function: zinc ion binding. Gene Ontology annotation, biological process: positive regulation of transcription by RNA polymerase II. Lineage: Eukaryota; Fungi; Basidiomycota; Tremellomycetes; Tremellales; Bulleribasidiaceae. Gene Ontology annotation, cellular component: nucleus. The record is from RefSeq and is a predicted model, not a curated record.